AUGGAUGGCAACGAUCGGCAAGCAACUAACACACCACCCAAUUUAGCUGCGCUUCAAGAAGGAGUUCAAGAGCCACGAGCACACGAAUCUCAAGUCAUGAACAAAACCGCCAGUCAAGAUCACAGUGUCAUUCCGGCUAGUGACGCUGGUAAUCAAACGGAAACAGACAAAAAGAUUGGCGAGGCAACGACCUCAUCCACAUCGAGGACGGCCAGCGCUAGCAGCAAUGAAGCCCAAAGCGAUCGGCCAACAGUUCAAUUUCCGUGGAGACUUCACGAACUCUUGACGGAAGCAGAAACGAACGGAAACGAUGCGAUAAUAUCGUGGAUUCCUGGGACUAACAAUGCGUUCAAGGUGAAGAAUAAGGAAAAGUUUACCAAUGAAAUCCUUCCAGAGUAUUUUAAUGCAACGAAAUACAAGUCGUUUCAGCGCAAUUUAAAUCUUUGGGGUUUUGAAAGCAUCACCGAGGGUCCAAACAAAGGUGGUUGCCAACAUCCCAUCUUCAUUCGGGGGGACAGGGAAAAGUGUCACUACAUGAUUCGUCAGAAGGUAAAGGGGCAAAAGCAAAAACAACAAGAAUCAUUGGCAUCGCUUUCAGCCAAGGAUGCAGCUAGUGCUAGUCUGAGACGAAGCUCAAUGUCUUUGCUUACUUCUGGUUUUCCGGGAUCAACUAAUUUUCAAGCGACCACUGGAGGUACAAGUCUGCCGACACUGGACGGCCACGAGCUUUCCUUUUGCGAAAAGCUGCACCGCGUUUUGGCAUUGACCGAAUUGCAAGGGUUCAUGCAUUGGACCGGUGAUGGACGUGCCAUUGCAAUUGUCAAUCCCUAUCAGUUCAAUGGCAUUGCCGUCAACAAUUUCUUUCCAAACAUGACUUUGCCUGUUUUUCUCGCCGAGCUCGAAGGAUAUGGCUUCCAGAAAGUAUCGCAUGGAGGAUUCCAAGACUGCUACUAUCAUGAUAUGAUGAUGCAAGGUUGCCAACACCUCUGCAAAUAUAUUGCCAGUCCGAACGAAGCCCGGCGCUUUAUUUCGAAAGACCCUAUCUCUGAUCUCAACAAGGGACAGACCCGGAAUGUCAAUCAGAUGGGAAACCACUCCAACCAAGGAAUACCAACAUCAGAUGCAUCCUCGCUCCAGCAACUCUUUCAGUUGCAGGCAACUGGUGGAUUGGGGAAUAUACUGUCUUCUCAGGUGCCCCGAACCACCCAGGAUUCUCUUUCGAAUUCGUUGGCCCUGCUAAGUGCUGGACAGUCCUCCAUGCCCAAUCAUGCACUCAAUCCAACCCUCCAAUUUUUGGGGAACAACAUGCAAGGCAAUCGCUCGUCGACCAUUGCCUCCUACCUUACGGAACUACAGCUGCGUCAACACCAACAGCACCAACAACAAGGAAGUGGCGGAAGCAAUGGCAGUGGGGGAGCAGGAGACGGGGGCCUCGGGGGAAUUACGCGGGGCGCACAAGUGUAG
Cylindrotheca closterium is the source of this 1464-nucleotide messenger RNA. NCBI's taxonomy places the organism in Eukaryota, Bacillariophyta, Bacillariophyceae, Bacillariales, Bacillariaceae. The record is from the annotation of a GenBank genome assembly.